AUGCGCAGCCUGCAGAUGAGGUGGCGGAGGGAUCUGCUGCCAGUAAGGAAAACUGAGUAUGCCACCAAAACAGCUCCCGCAGAGAAGGGUGGCGAGAAGAAGAAGGGCCGUUCCGCCAUCACCGAGGAGGUGACCCGAGAGUACACCAUCAGCAUUCACAAGCACAGCCGUGGAGUGGGCUUCAAGAACCGUGCUCCUUGGGCGCUCAAAGAAAUUUGGAAAUUUGCCAUGAAGGAGAUGGGGACUCCAGAUGUGCGCACAGAUACCAGGCUCAACAAAGCUGUCUGGGCCAAAGGAAUGAGGAACGUUCCAUAUCGCGUCCGAGUACGCUUGUCCAGAAAGCGUAAUGAAGAUGAGGACUCCCCCAACAAGCUCUACACACUGGUAACCUACGUGCCUGUUACCACAUUCAAGAAUCUACAGACGGUCAAUGUGGACGAGAACUAACCUGCUGAGUGUCAAAUAAAGUUAAGAACUGCCAAAAA
Molecule: messenger RNA, 485 nt
Organism: Acomys russatus (golden spiny mouse)
Lineage: Eukaryota; Metazoa; Chordata; Mammalia; Rodentia; Muridae
Product: 60S ribosomal protein L31-like
Exons: 2
Coding region: 1-447 (148 amino acids)
Biological process (GO): cytoplasmic translation
Cellular component (GO): cytosolic large ribosomal subunit; ribosome
Molecular function (GO): structural constituent of ribosome
Source: RefSeq, a predicted model, not a curated record